CUCUAUAGAAGAAAAUUCGACUGCUCUGUUUUUUCUCUCUCUUCAAGGGGAAGGGAAUGGCCCCAAAGCGCUCGAAUCAUCUAGAUGAGCCGCCUUCUGCUUCAUCUGAGGAAUCACGAGAAGAAGAUUACAUCGAUGGCCCUGACGACGAUGAAGAAGUAGAAGAAGAAUCUGAUCAAGUACAAGGAAACAAACCAGGAAAAGCAGAUUCUGAAGUAGAAGAAGAAGAGGAAGAGUCUGAUGACGAAGAAGAAGAAGAAGAAGAAGAAGAAGAAGAAGAGAUCCCUUCAAAUCCACAGCCUGUCAACGAGAAACCCUCGAUCCAAAAAAUCAUUCCAACCCCAAAUCCCAAAUCUUCGCCGGAAUCCGAUUCCGAUGACGUGUCUGAUUCGGAAUCCCAAUCUGACAAGACCCAACAAUCCCCUAGUGCUUCUGAUUUCACCAUCAAGCCAAUUGUCUCCUCCAAGACAAUGGCCGAUUCUUCUAAGGCCACGAGGCUUACUGUUUUGGCCAUUCCUUCAAAACGCCAUGCGGAGAAGGAAGACAAUGGCAAUGAUUCUAGGAAAAAGAAGAGUAAGGUCUCCAGUGUUGAAGAAGUUAAGGCUGUGGAAGAGAAAAAGGGUUCUGGGAUUAAUAGGUUGUGGAGUGAGGACGACGAAAUUGCAAUCUUGAAGGGAAUGGUUGAUUACCAGGCCAAAAAAGGGGCCGACCCUUACGCAGAUUUGGGUGCAUUUCAUGAAUUUAUAAAGGAAUCUCUUCAUGUUGAUGUUUCGAGGAAUCAAUUGACUGAUAAGAUUAGGAGGUUGAGGAAGAAAUAUCAAAACAACGCGGAGAAGGGUGAGAAUGGAGAGGGCCCUGUUUUUUCUAGAACUCAUGAGCACAAGUCCUUUGAGCUCUCAAAGAAGAUAUGGGGUGGUGGGAGUAGUAAUGCAGUGGAUGAGAAUGCCGGAAGUAACAAUGGGAAGGCUAGAAAAAUUGGUAAAGUCAAUAACAAUGUGGGUUCAGCUAACGAAGAAGAAAAGGAGAUUGUGGUGAGAGAGGAAGCAAAGGAUGAAGUGAAGGUUGAGAAAAAGGAUUUUUGGUCUGAGCACCCGCAAUUGAAUGAGGCGUUGGAGUUGGAGAAGUCUCUAUAUUUGUCAUUGCCAGAGGGUUUGAAAAAUUUUGCGAAAGAAAAAAUAGGCAUGAUUGGGAGCACGAAGGCAAAGGAGUUAGAGGAGAGGUGGAAGGAUUUGAGGGUGGAAGAGUUUGAGUUGUACGCCAAGCGAUUGGAGUUGAUUAGGGAACAUACUAAAUUGGUGUUGGAUGCUAUGAAGUCUUCAGAUUCUUAAAUCUUAGGUAAUUGGGCGGUUGGAGGCUUAUUUUUGCUUAAUUCACAGUUGCUGAAUUAAGGUUGUUGAAGUGUUAUUUAUUUUGCUCAAGCUGUAGAGCUUUGAAAUUUUUGUUUGGUUAUUAUAUUUCAGAGCUCUGGAUGAAAUAUUCCUUACUAUAUUUGUGAUGUUGUUAUUGCUGAUGCAAUACCAUAUUCUAGUGUUUUGAGUUCAUUUAAGUUGAGUUAUUUGUCUUACAAUUUAGUUUGUGUUUCAUAAGAAGCUGAUAAUUCCUUUAGUUCCCAAGCAUAUAACUCUGUUGCCUUUAUGACUUAAAUGCAUGAUUGCAU
This is a messenger RNA of Ilex paraguariensis (yerba mate), 1657 nucleotides long. The record is from the annotation of a GenBank genome assembly. NCBI's taxonomy places the organism in Eukaryota, Viridiplantae, Streptophyta, Magnoliopsida, Aquifoliales, Aquifoliaceae.